ACCGGAACUUGCCGACAAACGGGUUGCACUGUGCUUUCGCAGGGUUUCCUGCUAGACAUUGCUUGCGCACCACUGCUUGAGAGCCAUGAGCCGCAUCGUUGCUACCUUUGGAUUGCUGCUUCUCAACCUGGUGAUGAUCGUCCACUGCCAGACGUUCCAAUACAGCCGAGGCUGGACCAAUGGCAAGCGAAGGGACGGACCCAUCGUGGCCGUUCCAAGCCGAAUCACGGCUGACCAUCGCUUGUUGGAAGAAUUCCUUUCCAAAUUUGCCCCGAAGGAUCGAGUGAUCGUGGAACGACUCGGCCACCUGCUCAGAACCCUGGACCGCAACGAGGAUGAACAAGAAUACUGAGAAGAAGCAGCAUGCAGCACAGGUUCCUAGAGGAGAGAAAUGAAACGGAUGGAAUUACAACUUUGUACUUUGACUAUUCGCUGCUUGCAUUUGCCAUGCCUGUCAUAUCAUUCCCGCGGAAUUAAAAACGACAUAUUCAUGACUGA
Rhipicephalus microplus (southern cattle tick) is the source of this 498-nucleotide messenger RNA. Its product is annotated as pro-corazonin-like. The record is from RefSeq and is a predicted model, not a curated record. Lineage: Eukaryota; Metazoa; Arthropoda; Arachnida; Ixodida; Ixodidae.